Messenger RNA from Cadophora gregata, 696 nucleotides. RefSeq lists its product as uncharacterized. Bases 1 to 696 code for a protein of 231 amino acids. The transcript has 2 exons. The record is from RefSeq and is a predicted model, not a curated record. Gene Ontology annotation, molecular function: pyridoxamine phosphate oxidase activity; FMN binding. Gene Ontology annotation, biological process: pyridoxine biosynthetic process. NCBI's taxonomy places the organism in Eukaryota, Fungi, Ascomycota, Leotiomycetes, Helotiales, Ploettnerulaceae.
AUGGCUCUCCAAAAUACGUCAAAGCUCAUUUUCGCGCCAGCAAACGACAAGACCAACUCCCAAGCUGAACAAUAUACCAAAGGCGCCCUCGAAAAAGACCAGUUAGACUCGAACUCCCCGUUUAUUCAAUUUGAAAACUGGUUCUCGCACGCACAAGCCAAUGGCGUAUUCCAGCCUGAAACCGUUUGCCUCUCUACAGCCUCGCUGCCUUCUGGUCGAGUCAGUUCGCGGAUGGUAUACUUAAAAGAACUUGAUACAACUGGGUUUGUUAUAUAUUCGAAUUUCGGUACAAGCAAGAAAGCACAAGAUAUUGCAAGUAAUAAGUGGGCGAGCUUGACAUUCUGGUGGAGAGAAUUAGAAAGACAAGUCCGUGUAGAGGGGAAAGUGGAGAGGUUAACAAGUAAAGAGAGCCAGGUGUAUUACAAUACAAGGAUUCGAGGGAGUAGAAUUGGUGCAUGGGCAAGUCGGCAAAGCCAGGUUUUAGAGGGGAGAGAGCAGUUGGAGGGGUGGGUAAAGGAGGCUGAGCAGAAGUUUAAAGGCGAGGAGAUCCCUGUACCUGAAUUUUGGGGUGGAUUAAGGAUUAAGCCAGAGAUGGUAGAAUUUUGGCAGGGGAGGGAGAGUAGAUUACAUGAUCGCUUUCAGUAUGUUAAGCUGGAAGAGGGUGGUGGUUGGAAGAUUGACAGGUUAAGUCCGUAA